Rhincodon typus (whale shark) is the source of this 949-nucleotide messenger RNA. Its product is annotated as gamma-glutamylaminecyclotransferase. Lineage: Eukaryota; Metazoa; Chordata; Chondrichthyes; Orectolobiformes; Rhincodontidae. Gene Ontology annotation, molecular function: gamma-glutamylaminecyclotransferase activity. The record is from RefSeq and is a predicted model, not a curated record. The transcript is spliced from 3 exons. Bases 190 to 777 code for a protein of 195 amino acids.
AGUGCAUCUUGCUGUUGUAAGUUUUGCUGCAGUGCUGUUGUAGAGCUUCCGGCUUUUGCAAACCUCCCUCUAAAGUGAAGUGCGGCUUGGCUUUUACCCAACAAUACAGGAGACUACCUGAACCGAGAGGCGCAUUCCGCUUAAAACAUCUGCAGAUAGUUCACAUUGAUUGCUAGUCCUUUGGUGUUCAUGUUUUCUCUACGAAGUGCGCUGGGCAUCAUUAUACGCCCUCCAAACCACUGUUGGCAAAAGAAGAUAGACUCUACCAUCAGGAGAUUUGGUAAAGCUCCAUCUUCCGGGAAAAUGAACACUGUGUUUGUGUAUGGCACUCUCAAGAAGGGUCAACCCAACCAUCAUUACAUGAUCGAUGGCUCAAAGGGGUCUGGAAUGUACUAUGGCAAGGGACGUACUCAACAGAAAUAUCCACUGGUGAUUGCAGGGAAGAAUAACAUUCCGUUUUUGCUCAACCUGCCAACUAUAGGACACAAAAUAUUGGGAGAGAUUUACUUAGUCGAUGACCAACUGCUCGAGUUCCUCGAUGAGUUUGAAAAUUGCCCAGAUGUUUACCAGCGCAACUCUGUCAGAGUCCAGGUACUAGAGUGGGACAAUAAAGACAGCAAACCGGAUGUUAAACCAGAUGAAGAUGGAACAUUAAUGUGUUUUCUGUACAACACUAAAUUCUACGAAGAAGAUUGGUUGAAUCUUCCUUACUACGAUGACUAUGACCCCUUUGGGAACCAUGAACAACCAAAGUAUAUCCUACGUGAGGCUAGAUAACUGUAAAAGUUCAUAGCUGAACAGCAAGAAAUUCUAUGCAUUAAAUUUUGAAAAGUCAUCCUGAAUUCUUGGAUUGAUACUUUAAAGCCAUUUACGUGAAGAAUUUAUGAUCGGAAUUAUGAUCUUUUUGUUUCAACAAUUUCUGUAGUUCAUUAAAUUCUAUUCCAAUGCA